Phlebotomus papatasi is the source of this 4109-nucleotide messenger RNA. RefSeq lists its product as uncharacterized. The transcript has 5 exons. The record is from RefSeq and is a predicted model, not a curated record. Lineage: Eukaryota; Metazoa; Arthropoda; Insecta; Diptera; Psychodidae. Gene Ontology annotation, biological process: telomere maintenance. Bases 83 to 3889 code for a protein of 1268 amino acids. Gene Ontology annotation, cellular component: nucleus.
GGUGAAUUAGCGCGGGACUUUGUUUGACAGCUGAGAAGUUGGCUCUGAUGCUUGUUUGUGUGGUGCAAAAAAGUGCUGAAAAAUGCAAAAUUACAGUAGAAAAAGUGAAAAGUCUGAGAAUAAUUUGUUGUUCUUUGAACAAGGAAAAAGUAUCAAGUCAAUUGAUGAUGGUCUUCAUGCGUUGAGGCAAGCUUUGGGGGAGAAAAAUAAGAAGGCGUCAGUGCUAAAGAUCCUUGAGCAUCUGCAGAGGAUACUCAAUCUGAAAUUACAUCGUGAUGUCUUCUUUACCAAAGAUGGAAUACAGUUUUGUGUUGUCCAGAUUGCUCCCUUGCUUAUUGACGAAAAUGAUAAAAUAUCGCACUCUUCGCUGUCGAUCAUGGAAGCUUUUGUCCCUUCCUUUCGACGAUCCAUCGUCACGUCCAAUAUGCAGAUUACUGCGAUUGGCGUUUCGAAAACGCUUGUGGAAGGAUUGAUCAAAAUGCGCGACAUGGGCAAUUCUAGGUGGCACAGAAUUUGGUGUACCUGGAUCAAGAUUCUCCUGACAGUGUUUGUACAGCCGAAUGAAUUGUCUCUGGUCAAUAGCGUCCUCAAAGUUGUAGAAGGGGGCUUUAAGCACACAAAUAUUGAUAUCCGGACACAAUCUUUUGAAUGCUGGAAGGUAUUGCUAAAAAUUCUCGCUGGAGAGGGGCAGCUCGUUGGAAAGUUGAUAUCCUUAAUGGCAAUUCCUCUUUACUACACCACAAAUUACAAUAAUGCCCUCGCGGAAGUAAAAUUCUCCACUUGGUGGUACUUUCUGUGCAACAUCAAAGGCAACAUCAAUCAGGAAAAUACCCCGAUGGUUGUGACCCCUUUUCUCAAGUUCUGCUUUGAACCUUACACCACAGUUUUUGGUGGUCGUAUCAUCACGGAGAGUAUCAGUUUGUCGCCUGGAAAGAAGGUCACGACGCUUCAUGAGAAAGUUAUUUGUGCCCUGGUGUAUCUCUUGGGUUCAGCAGAUGAGGCUGUUGUGAAUCUAAAGGAGAAAAGUGGUGUCGAAAUUGCCACUGAGAGCAUCCUCAAUUUGGACAUCUACAGAGAGAUUCAGGGAGAUAUCGUAUGGAGUUGUCAGGAGGCAACAUUAAUGCUAGUGGAACUCAAGGAAGUCGACAGUUUGGGAAUCUGUCGGAAUCUCUGGAGCAAUGUCCAGAAAUUCUUCGGAAGUGAUCCUACCCUGAAGUCUCUGAAAGAUCUUUUCGACGUGAUGGAAGUCCUUGGGGUACGAUGUGAGGAUGUUCCGAAGAUUGUACCCCAUCUGCACAUCAUUAUAGAUAAAAUGCUACGCGUAGAACAGGAUAAUCGAUACUUUCCAUCUGAUUUAAUUACGUUUCUAGACAUCAUGCAGCAAGCUAUAAAUUUCCUCCUGAACACAUCACCAGACAUUAUCAAAUCUGAGCAGAUUAAUAAAAUCUCAACGUUCAUUUUCGAAAUCUUCCCACGAUCAAACAACAUGGAAAUGCAGGAGAAACUUCUUGAUAUCUUUGUAGCAAUUGACGUGAAAAGCAUAAAGAAUCUCUCAUCGCUUCAUACGCUCACGAAGAACUACAUGGGCUUUCUCGGGAGGUACAGGAGGAACCUCGCUAAAGUUUAUCCUGAGAAAAGAAGUGACAUCAUUGAAAUGAUGGGCGAUAAAUUGUUUAAAUGGUGCUUGGAUGGAUACCAAUUGAAUUCGCAGUACACAAAGGAGGAUUUUAUGAGAGACUGGAAACCAAUUUGUGAAGAAUUUGUCUUCUUGGGAGUCAAAAGUGUACGUGAGCUGUACAGCAGAAAGUCCAAGGAGGCAGGAAAAGAAUUCAUGGACAUUUUUGAAAAACUCGUAAAGGUUGAUCGAAAUAAUUUAACAUCAUCUCAUGGGCUGACAGAACAAACAGAUAAUGAUUCUUUUGUCGAAAUUACUCCUAAAAAUGUGCCUAUGCUCAGAAUUCGAACAAAUAUUCUCACUGAGACUCAGAAAGAAAAGUUGCAAAAACGUUCAGAUGAUAUUCCGGCGCUUUACAAUGAUAUGUCCCAGUCUGUAGAAUCUAUGCCAUUUACUGACACUUCUACGGAAUCUCAGUUAGUUUCGAAGGAAAAUGUUUCCAGUUCAGUUGUUGAAGCCACGCCAAAUGAAACAUCAAUAACUAACUUGAAAAUGAUGAAAGAAUUGGAACGAUUGAAGACUGAUACAGUUGAGGGACAUAAUCUUGUUAUUGUACCACGAUCGGCACGUAGGAAAAGUAAUGUUACUGAGGCUAAAAAUGACGAACAACCCAAGAGGAUUCAGACACGUCGUUCAAGUUUGUUAUUGACUCAGAAUGUUCAGAAGGAAGUAACACCAGUGUCGAAGAAGAAGAAGAAGGAUGAUGUGUUGAGAGAGAGUCCUGUUCCGGCAUUGCGAUUGCGUGAUAUGAAGACACCAUCUCCGGAAAAGGUGAAAAGGCCAUCAGUUGAUCAUAACUAUCAUAUUCGGUUGCAAAAGACUCCGUCACCCGGUAAGGUGACUAGGAAUUCACCCAUGAAAAAUGGUUUGAGUGAUGAUCUGAUGGUGGUUAUGUUGCGCAAUGCAAGAGAGGAAUUUGAGGCACUGAAGAAGAGAUGUGAAGCAGAAGUGAAUGAGAAUAAUGAAGCAUUAUUGGCACAAGCGAAGGCUUCAACUAAAGAACAAUCAAAGGUAUCACCGACAAAAAAUGCCACAAAAGUGAUUCCAAUACAAAAAAUCAAACCAUUUUCACUGGAUUCAUCCGAAACGCAGAGUCUCUUCUCGGAAUCUCAGGAGGAACUUCCCCUUGGACAACCAAUGAAUUUGUCCCAGGCAGAUACCCAAGUACAAACUCCAGAAGAGAACCAAACUCUAACGAGAGAAGAGCCUACAUCACUGUUUGUUGAGUGUGAUUCAGUGGGUCAAAACAAUGAUGAUACCCUGAAGAAUACGGAAAAUACUUCGCCAAAUCCCCUCACGAAGAUUUUUGUUAGAAUUAAUGAAAAUAACAAAAAUAGCCCCAAAACUGGCCAUUCAACGCGAAGUUUCUACAAAGUCAAGGAGAAUCCACGUGUUGAUCUCUCGAAUUCAGGAGGAGCACAAGGUUCACCCAAAUUCACUUCAAGGGCCGCACAGAUGCUCUCUAUGAUCACAUCGAGUCCGUCAACAUCGUCAAAACAGACCGACGUAGCAACUGCCUCGAAGACGCCAUCCAAGGAAGAUGACGCUAUUUUACGCUUCUCCACUACUUGCCCACCGCCAAAUGCCACACCACGACUGAGUAUUCUCAAAAGGAAGAGAGAUGCGAAUCUCGAUGAAUCAACUGACAUGACUACUAAGAAAAGACGUAUAAGCUUCCAUGAUCCUCCAGUGACAAGGACAAAGGAAUACAUAUUGGAUGAGUCUGAAAUUGCUAUAAAACAGACAGAUAAUUUGCGCAGGAAGAAUCUUCUGAUGGAUUCUCCACCAACGGCUGAGCCGGAAGAAAUGGAUGACAAUGACAGCGAUUGGGAAGAUUUGGGAGAUGACGUUGCAAUAGUUGAGCCAUUAGUUGUGGCUGGACCGAAGAAGGCGUCCAAGAAAGGCAAGAAAGGCACCAGGAGAAAUCCAUCUCGUGAAAAGGACAAAAGACCACCUCCUCCGGUAAUGGUGUCUAUAGGUGCUGACCAAAUCAUGGAGAAUCCUACGGAAGAAGUUCCGGAGAUGAAGAUCAUCUUUACGAAUGAUGAUGAAGUGUUCAAUUAUGCAUUGAUGAAAUUCAAGGAUAAAUUAUUUGAUCAUAUCCUCACAAAUUCACAAGAUAUGCAGAACUUUGUUGGGAAAGUCGUGGAAAGAUUCGGAUCACUGACUCUGAAUGAGAUCCUAAGUAUUCUAGGGAUCAGUAAGAGUACUUAGGCUGAUGAAAUAUGUUUGUAUUUUAAUUUUAGAAACAGGAUGGAUGUAAAAAUUAUUUACAAAAUAUCGAUGAGAAAUUAUGUAAAAUUUUGCAGCAAAAAAAAUAUAAAUAAAUAUGGAAUAUUAUUCGAUAUACAAAAUUGAAAAAAAAAAGAGUUGCAAAUGUUUUUAAAUUUCUUUUAUUCCUUAUUCACUUAAAUAAAAUACAAUUUACAUUUUA